GUCCGUGUUAACUUCAGCUUCAACCUUUCCACAGGGUCGGAUAAACCUGUUGGAUACCUUAUUAUAUAUAUUUUUUCUGAUAUAUUCUUUUGUCUUGGCUUUACUUUUUUUUCUUUUUUCUUUUUUUUUACUGUAAUUUGACAACCAAUCAGGUAAGGACAAUGGAGCAUAAAACUGAAAAGAGGUUCCACAACCUGACCCAUGAGCAAGUCGAGGCUCUCGACAAAGUGCUGACUGAGGUGAUCCCGAUCCACGGGCGAGGAAAUUUCCCCACACUGCAGGUGAGAGCCAAAGACAUAAUUCGUGUGGUGAAAGAUCAACUGAUGGAGAGGGACAUCCAGGUUAAAGAUAUACGCCUCAACGGAGCCACCGCCAGCCACGUCCUAGUGAGAGAUAACGGCCUGGGCUACAGAGACUUGGACAUCAUAUUCGGAGUCGAGCUGCCCAGGCAGGAGGACUUCCAGGUGAUCAAGGAGGUGGUGCUGGGCAGUCUGCGGGACCUCCUCCCAUGUGGAGUGAACAGACGGAAGAUCACCUGCCUCACUAUGAAGGAAGCAUAUGUGCAAAAGAUGGUGAAAGUGUUCAACGAGCAUGACAGAUGGAGCCUGAUCUUGCUCUCCAACAACAGAUCCAAAACGGUGGGGCUCAGAUUCGUUAGCUCGCUCCGGAGGCAGUUUGAAUUCAGCGUGGACUCCUUUCAAAUAAUACUGGAUCGCAUGCUGGAGUCUUACUGGGAGAGUGACAGGAGAGAAGAAGGAAAACUGCCUUUGAAUGCCAGGAAUUCGUCAAAGAGGCACAGCAACAAAGACAAUAACAAGAUACAAGGACAAUCAAGCAGUCAUCAAGAUGUCAAAGAGGAUGCUGAAAAAGAUGGAGCGAUGGCAGCUAACUCAGCCCCUUCAAGCCCUGAUGAAGCCGUUUCUCCAUUUGAGCUGAAAGAUGAAGAUACGGAUCAUGCAGAUGGAAAGUAUGAGGCGAAAGGACCUGAGGGAAACAGCCUGCAGCAAGUGGAGGAUGAUGUGGGUGGCUGUGAGGGCGUCCAUUCAGAGGAAGACAUGUCAGAGGUGUUUGAGCUUUGUGAAGAAAGCACAGAACAAAAAGAACUGUUUGAUGGUGAUUACCCCUUGGAAGCAUCAUCGAAAGCUUUCUUCCCCGAUGCAAGAGAUCCAUUAAUGACACAUCCAUGUUUAAAACCACAGACGACUGAAGAAGUGUCCAUAAUAAACACUGAACCAUCAACGUCUGAAGAAAUUGCUCAUUUUGAGACAAGUACAAAGUUAGAGGUAAACAUCGUGAACUGCAAGAUGGAAAACACCCCAACUCUACAAGAUUCCCUCUGUGAAUACUCCUUUCCUCCCCCAGCUAAAAAAACUUGCAGCACAUCACAGGACAUUGUGCCAGACUACUGCCCUUCUCCAAAACUGCAAAGAAAAAUGUCACGGAAGCUGAUCAGCCAGCCUGAAAAGUGGUCCUUACUCACCGAUGUGUCAGACCUUACAACUCAGCUCUUUCCGCCAAUAGAGGUAGUGAAACCUCUUCAGCCAAAACCCUCUGUAUCUGAGAGCGCAGACCUUCAUGACUCAAACAUUUUAUGUCCUGAUUCAGAACAUUUUGAGGGUAAGGACAUGCUUACUGUUCCUUCAGACAGUCCAGAACUUACACCUCAGGAAGGUGCAGGCUCGUCUGAUUCUCCAGAGCAAACAGUGAAGCCUAAACACCUCAAGAAGCCUCCUGAUUUAAAGACUCAAAGAACCCCGGUUUUAUCGCCUCAAGUUGAUGAUCAAGGUCCUAAACUUCCUGACGCUGUUCCAAAUAGUACCCCAUUUGUUAGCGUAGAAAGUGAGCCUGUUAUCACUGUUGAGGCAGAGUGCAUGUACGGAGACUUUGAGCAAGCGAUGGAUCACCUUCGCCAACGCCUCAUUGCCACCCACAACCCAGAGGAGAUCCGUGGAGGGGGACUGCUGAAGUACAGCGAUCUGCUGGUGAGGAACUUCCGGCCAGCCAGCGAGACUGAAAUCAAGUCCUUGGAGCGUUACAUGUGCUCGCGCUUCUUCAUCGACUUCCCUGACGUAAGCGAGCAGCAGCGUAAGAUCGAGGCCUACUUGCAGUGCCACUUCAUCGGCAGCGAGGAAGCGAGCAAGUACGACUACCUGAUGACCCUGCGGCGCGUGAUAGACGAAAGCACGGUGUGUUUGAUGGGACAUGAGAGGAGACAGACCCUCAACAUGAUCACCGUCCUUGCUUUGAGGGUUCUGGGGGAGCAGAACGCCAUCCCCAACACGGCAAACGUCACUUGCUUUUAUCAGCCGGCGCCAUACGUGUCAGAGCCAAUUUACAACAGCUACUACAUCCCUCAAGCCCAACCGCCACUUGUCUACCACCCGUACCCUUUGCAUGUUCACAUGCAAUCUGGCCUUGUUUAGCCAAGACGGCACACUGGCAUGAAGGCAUGCACUUAGCAUGGCACUCUGCAAUCAGAGGCAUUCAUGGAAGUUUUAGCAACAACAGGCAAUAAAAGUUGCAGUGUUGUUUAAAGUUUUAAAAUCCCUCCUGCUUACAACGGAUAUUGGGUGGUCAGGGCCGAGGCGGACUCAGAGGUAAACGUGCACUCGUUUUAAGAAACACGAGAGCUUGUUGAGAGGAUUUUAUGAAAUCCGAGGAGACCUGCUGUACGGCUGGUCCAGUUCAGUUUUGGAGCACUGAUUACCCUCCUGCAUUGAAGGCAUCAUAAUAUGUCUACAUGAUAAACACCUUUAACCUAUUAAGUGUAAUCUGUUGCUUUUUGGCUGCAAGGAUCUUGAAACCUUGGUCUGGAAAAAGUUCGAGUCAAUUGGUUAAUCCUGUGGGAUACAAACACUGUAACUGUUUUGUGAAUCGUUCGUCUGAACCACAUUCAGUGAUCCCAUACCUGUGUACACAUUGUUUAGAGAUAAGUUUACUGUGGGGUUAGAUUAGACAGUGGUGCUUCCAUAAUGUGGUAAAUUAUGUAUCAGUGGAUGUGAAUUGUGAACACAUCAUGUGAUAAAGAUACAAUAGCUGAAGGCAGUAAGAUAAUAAAUAAACCAGAUUUAAAAGAUUUGAAUAAAUCGCCUCUGGUAAAGUGAUGCAGCACUGAAAACCAACAUGUGUUUAUGAAUCAUUUAGAUAUCAAUUAUGUAAGUGAACUUCUUUAAAUGUGAAACCCUGCUCACAAAAUAAGGCGACUGUAAAAACACCUGAGUUCAGACUUCACGACAUUGUGAAACAAAAGACAAAGUGUGGUGUCUGCACUGGUUUGUGUUGGGAAUACUUUUUUUUUUUUUUUUUUUAGUAUAUAGAGUCCCACUGUGGGAGCUUGGAGGUAAUUGAAGAGUCAGUCACCACUGCUGACAUUCAAAGCACAAAGUUAUUAUUCAGGCCUUGAUAUCUCCAGUUGUUAAGACGGCCAUGUUUUACUAAAAACGUCUAAUAAAGUAUCUCCUUCUGGAGUGGUACUUUUCCUGGUAAAAAUCAAUUGAUUAAACCUGCAGAAGGCCUCUGCGCAUCACCUCUGAAUAAAUGUCUUGGACUCUCGCUACAGUUUCUGCAGAAAAGAAAGGAAAUAACAGAAGUUACAAUCUAUUAAUUAUCUAAUCAAAGCGUGUAUAUGGCAGAUUUGAUAUGACGACUUCUUCCAUGUGCCUCUGAUUAUGAUUGAAAAAAGCCUUUCCACUUUCAUUGGGACCUUGGCUAAAGAUGCAUCAAAAGCUUGAAAAUAAUUAUUUAUUAGAAAAAUGUAAUACAUUGGAAACGUUUAUUUAUUAAGCGUAAGACAAAAAAAAUAAUGUUGGCAAGGAAUAAUUUCUUGAACUCACAGAUGCUUAUCUUCAAAAAUACAGAAAUUAUAUGUCUCGAUGGUCAUUUCAAAUCAAUCAAUGUAACCAGUGCUACUGCAAUAAGAAAAUAUAUACAUGUUAAGGCUUUUUAUUUAUCUUUACAAAUGCAAAGAUGACUAGUGUGAAAUAUGUGGUGUAGGUAGAAAACUCCUGCUAAUUCAUCGUGUUUCAGAAAUAACACCAUUUAAAAACGUGCAUCAGUUUCUACUCAAAUAUUUCACAGUUUAUGAGAUGAAACUAUAUUCAGAAAUGUGUGUCGCCUGAACUUGUCGGCUGAUCUUAGACUUAGCUGGGUUCGACAUGAUUUGAUUGUGGUUGUCUUAAACUCCAUCAGAUUUAGGUAAUUGCAUCUUAUUCGAGGUGAACAGGAGAGACCGCUAAGUGAUGUAUGAAACAGAAAUACUUUCAUCUUUUAUGAGAUUUCACUGUGAAGAUUCAAACUUUGACAGAGAAAACACAUGUUUAUAGCUCCAGCGUUUAAAAUGACGGGAAAUGUGUGUAAAAUUGAUAUAUUCCUCUCAAAAGUAUCAGCUGCAGUGUGGUAAAGUGUAGAUAAAACACAUUUUUAAUGCCUUGGUUUUUUUCCAUAUGAAACAAGUUGAUAAUGUCCGAUUCAGCAAUUGUUCCUGAGACAUUGUGAUGCUUUCCAGGUUUUAUGGGUCGUUUUUUUGUCACAUUUUCUUUGAGCUACUGCUGCGUCUCAUUCCUCUUGAGGGAAGCAUCGCAGAGAUUUGCUGCGCUACGAAAGUCUGAAUGCAUGUUUUCAUUACAACGCUUGGAAGAAAAUAUGCCAGUUUUCUGCUGAAGUCAAAUCCCUUUUUCUUUGUCAUCCCAAGAUGGAUUUUUGCUGGGAGUGAGGCAUUGCUGCGGUCAUGAACAUGCACUGUUUGUUUGUUUUUUCCUGCCUGCUGUCUUGUGCGAAGAAAAACAAAAACAAAAAAAGAGAAGAAAAAAAAAAGAAUUAAAGUGCAGCCGUCGGUUCCUACACCAUGUCUCACUGUGUGUGUGCAAAGCACUCGUGUUUAAUGUUUGUGAUUAACAACAAAAAAGACAAAAUGAAGCAGGUAGGUACCCACACUGACACUGAAGCACAAUGUAAAUGCACUUAGGUAUUGUUGAGUAUUGACAGUGUUUGCCAUGCGUGUGAUCCUCCAGCUCACUAUUGAUAAUGACAGUGCGUGUAAGUUGUCCCCCUUGUAGCUUCGAUAUGGUCGUAUUUAUCUUUGGGGUUCGUUAUAUGUGUCGUUGAGAGAAACUCUUCUUGCAGUAAAGGCACUCAGAUAUUCCUGUUAUGAAAUCUAGACGCUCAAAUUGUUGUCAUUGUGUUAAUAAAUGUAACACAACUG
This is a messenger RNA of Poeciliopsis prolifica (blackstripe livebearer), 5200 nucleotides long. RefSeq lists its product as uncharacterized. The coding region runs from base 162 to 2423 and encodes 753 amino acids. Gene Ontology annotation, molecular function: RNA binding; poly(A) RNA polymerase activity. The transcript has 2 exons. Lineage: Eukaryota; Metazoa; Chordata; Actinopteri; Cyprinodontiformes; Poeciliidae. The record is from RefSeq and is a predicted model, not a curated record. Gene Ontology annotation, biological process: mRNA stabilization.